Messenger RNA from Aspergillus ochraceoroseus IBT 24754, 971 nucleotides. It is a transcript of the gene phb1, whose product is annotated as prohibitin subunit PHB1. Lineage: Eukaryota; Fungi; Ascomycota; Eurotiomycetes; Eurotiales; Aspergillaceae. The transcript has 2 exons. The record is from RefSeq and is a predicted model, not a curated record. Gene Ontology annotation, cellular component: mitochondrion; membrane. The coding region runs from base 34 to 876 and encodes 280 amino acids. Gene Ontology annotation, biological process: mitochondrion organization.
CCAACAACCAGAUUAGCAUCUCCCCACCUCAUCAUGGCGGCGAAUUCCCUGUACAAUAUCUACCGUCUGGCCAUCCCCGUGGCUACGGGAGCCAUGAUCUUCAACUCCUCGAUCUACGACGUCCGUGGCGGAACCCGCGCUGUCAUCUUCGACCGACUGUCUGGUGUGCAGGAGAAGGUUGUCAACGAGGGCACACAUUUCCUCGUCCCUUGGUUACAGAAGGCCAUUAUCUACGAUGUCCGAACCAAACCUCGCAACAUCUCUACCACUACUGGAAGUAAAGAUUUGCAGAUGGUCAGCUUGACUCUGCGAGUUCUCCACCGUCCUGACGUCCCGAAACUGCCGGCCAUCUACCAGUCAUACGGUACCGACUACGAUGAGCGUGUUCUCCCAUCCAUCGGAAACGAAGUCCUUAAAGCCAUCGUCGCUCAAUUCGACGCCGCAGAACUAAUCACCCAGCGUGAGGCUGUCUCCAACCGCAUCCGCACAGACCUGAUGAAGCGCGCUGCGCAAUUCAACAUCGCCCUGGAGGACGUCUCCAUCACCCACAUGACCUUCGGAAAGGAGUUCACGCGCGCCGUCGAGCAGAAGCAGAUCGCACAACAGGAUGCCGAACGAGCCCGUUUCAUCGUCGAGAGGGCUGAGCAGGAGCGCCAGGCCAACGUUAUCCGUGCGGAGGGUGAAGCUGAGAGUGCCGAUAUCAUUAGCAAGGCUGUUGCCAAGGCUGGAAGCGGUCUCAUUGAGAUUCGUCGGAUCGAAGCUAGCAAGGAGAUUGCGCAGACCCUUGCCACUAACCCGAAUGUCACCUAUCUGCCUGGAGGCGAGGGCAAGGAUGGCGGAAAGAGCACAAGCCUUCUCUUGGGCCUUAGGAGUUAAGGUGUUCCUAAUCUAAUAAAAUUAAACCGAUUGUAUUUUUUACCCCUAACUUUUUCCACUUAUUGUUGUUUCCGUUUUUUUUUUUUUUUGCCUUG